Molecule: messenger RNA, 1429 nt
Organism: Helicoverpa zea (corn earworm)
Lineage: Eukaryota; Metazoa; Arthropoda; Insecta; Lepidoptera; Noctuidae
Product: carboxypeptidase B-like
Exons: 7
Coding region: 64-1365 (433 amino acids)
Biological process (GO): proteolysis
Molecular function (GO): zinc ion binding; metallocarboxypeptidase activity
Source: RefSeq, a predicted model, not a curated record
AGACAAAGAUUACGAUAAUGUACUGGUUCGAUAGUUGGUGCAUUGAGUCGAUACUCGUCCGCCAUGGAGACACGACACUUGCUUGUCCUGAGCGCUGUGCUGGGCCUGGUGGCAGCAGGGAAACAUGAUAUAUAUGCCAGGAAUUCAGUCCACGGAGUCCAGCUCCGUAACAAAGCGGACCAAGAGUACAUUCACCAGUUGGAAGUACAAAUGGAUCUGGACAUCUGGCAGGAGGGGGUAGCAGGACGCAGGGAUGCUCAGGUCAUGGUGACUCCUGACAAGAAGACUGCCUUCCUAAAGGCUUUGGACGAUAAGGGAAUACAACACUAUGUGCAUUUGGAGGACGUGGCAAAGGCCUUCACCGACUAUGACGAUCAAGUAGAAAUGUGGAGGUCCAUGAGGAAAUUAAGAAUGAUCUUCCAAGACUAUCCGCGAUAUGCUGAUGUUGACGCGUAUUUAGAGGGAGUAGCUUCGCAGCAUCCCAAUAUUGCGAAACUAGUGACUGCUGGAAAAAGUUUUGAAGGUCGUGACAUCAAAUACUUGAAGAUCUCGACAACCAACUUCGAGGACGCCAGCAAACCAGUAUACAUUCUGACGACGAUGAUCCACGCGCGCGAGUGGGUGACCACGCCCGUGGCGCUGUACUCCAUCUACCGGCUGGUGGAGAAUCUGCGCAGCCAGGACCAAGACCUGCUGCGAGACAUCGACUGGAUCAUCAUGCCGCUCGUCAACCCUGACGGAUAUGAGUACACUCAUACGCAUGAACGACUCUGGCGUAAAACAAGAACAAAGAACGUCACCAACCACGAGACCUGCGUCGGAGUCGACGGCAACAGGAACUUCGACAUGAACUUCGCUUCCUUAGGGGUCAGCAACGACCCCUGCCACCUGACCUAUCCCGGCCCCUUCCCCUUCUCCGAGGCAGAGACCCGCUACAUUCGGGACAUCUUCCACGAGUACCUCGGCAGGAUCCAGUUGUUCAUGGACGUUCAUAGCUUUGGGAACUACGUGACCUUCGGUUAUGGAGACGAGACUCUGCCUCAGAAUGCUCCUCAAGUGCUGCAGGUGGCUGCGGCCAUGGGUGCUGUGAUUGACACGAGGAAGCUGCCUGAAGCUGACUUCUAUCUCAUCGGGAAUAGUGCUACUCUGAUGUAUGUGACUUCGGGAUGUGCACAGGAUUAUGGAACGUCCAUAGGCAUUCCGUUCUCCUACACGCUGGAACUGCCAUCCUACGGGUACGACUUCAGGGUGCCUCCGCAGUACGUGGAUCAGAUCAACGAGGAGACCUGGCAUGGCAUUGCCAUCAGUGCGCGUCUCGCCAGGGUCUACUAUACCGCCAGGAGGAACGCACAGAAUAACUCUUAAGAUUUAUGUAGUAGUGAAUUUAUUUUUCUGAAUUAUAUUUCGCUUUUUUUGUAUAUUUACUGAU